Molecule: messenger RNA, 1929 nt
Organism: Alligator sinensis (Chinese alligator)
Lineage: Eukaryota; Metazoa; Chordata; Crocodylia; Alligatoridae
Product: mucolipin-3
Exons: 13
Coding region: 97-1929 (610 amino acids)
Cellular component (GO): lysosomal membrane; plasma membrane
Molecular function (GO): NAADP-sensitive calcium-release channel activity
Source: RefSeq, a predicted model, not a curated record
GAUAAUUGUUGUUGUCUGCGGGCAGCGAUUGCCCUCAGCAGAGGACAGGCUCUCUUUGAAGCCUGGCCAAGCACCUCAAUAGGUGAAUUGUACUGCAUGAUAAUUGCCACCUCUGGUGAAGAGCAGUCCCCAAUGCGAGCCAUUCAGCGCCCUCGCUGCCUCGCACAGGCCCUUCCUCACUGUGAUUUUUUUUUUCAGCUGGAAAGAAGGGAUUUUAUUAAAGACCGAGAUCAUAAUUACAACACAGAGCAGUAUUUGAGCCCAGAAAUGGAAAAUAAUGAAGUGGUUAUAAGCAGCUGCAGUUCUCAUGAUGAUGAAAAUCUUUACAACUACAAACAGCACCCUUCUAUAUCACAAGAGCUACUCUUAGAAGACCAACUUAGAAGGAAACUUAAAUUUUUUUUCAUGAACCCAUGUGAGAAAUUCUGGGCCCGGGGAAGAAAACCAUGGAAACUUGGGAUUCAGCUUUUAAAAAUAGUGAUGGUAACCAUCCAGUUGGUAGUUUUUGGGUUGAGCAAUCAAAUGGUGGUGGCCUUCAAGGAGGAGAACACUGUGGCAUUCAAACACCUCUUUUUGAAAGGAUAUACAGACAGAAUGGAUGAUACUUAUGCUGUAUAUACACAAAGAGAUGUCUAUGACCAGAUAUUCUUUGCAAUAAACCAGUACUUGCAGCUGCACAACAUAUCUGUUGGAAACCAUGCUUAUGAGAAGAAAGGAGCAGAACACACUGCUAUGGCUAUAUGUCAACAAUUCUACAAACGAGGAAGCAUCUGCCCUGGAAAUGAUACCUUUGACAUUGACCCAGAAAUUGAAACUGACUGUUUCUAUAUUGAGCCCAUGAUGCCCUUGGAAAACAGAACGGUGGGAAAGCAUGAUUUCAAUUUCACUCUGGACUUUCAUAGACUUGUAACAGUGCAGCUUAUGUUUAAUCUGAAGGCAAUCAAUCUCCAGACGGUUCGUCACCAUGAACUCCCAGACUGUUAUGAUUUUACUUUGACUAUACUGUUUGACAAUAAAGCUCACAGUGGAAGAAUCAAAAUAAGUCUAGACAAUGAUAUUGCCAUUAGGGAAUGUAAAGACUGGCAUGUUUCUGGAUCAAUACAAAAGAACACUCAUUACAUGAUGAUAUUUGAUGCCUUUGUCAUACUGACUUGUUUAGCUUCAUUGAUUCUCUGCACUCGAUCUGUCGCUAAGGGAAUUCAGCUCCAAAGGGAAUUAGUGCACUUCUUCCUACAUUAUUAUAAGAAAGAAGUCUCUUUUGCUGAUCAAAUGGAAUUUGUCAAUGGGUGGUAUAUCAUGAUUAUUGUUAGUGAUGUCUUAACUAUUGUUGGAUCAACUCUAAAGAUGGAAAUACAAGCUAAGAGUCUGACAAGUUAUGAUGUCUGCAGCAUACUUCUUGGAACGUCCACCAUGCUUGUGUGGCUUGGAGUAAUUCGUUACCUAGGUUUCUUUCAGAAGUAUAAUCUCCUUAUUCUGACGCUGCGUGCAGCAUUGCCCAAUGUCAUUAGAUUUUGCUGUUGUGCUGCUAUGAUCUAUCUGGGCUAUUGUUUCUGUGGAUGGAUUGUACUGGGACCUUAUCACGCUAAGUUCCGUUCUCUGAACAUGGUUUCAGAAUGCCUCUUCUCACUGAUAAAUGGAGAUGAUAUGUUUGCUACAUUUGCAAGAAUGCAACAGAAAAGUUACUUGGUUUGGUUAUUUAGUCGGAUCUACCUCUACUCCUUCAUCAGCCUGUUCAUCUAUAUGGUGCUAAGUCUCUUCAUUGCACUGAUUACAGAUACAUAUGAAACAAUUAAGCAUUACCAGCAAGAUGGCUUUCCAGAGACAGAACUUCACACAUUUAUGUCGCAGUGUAAAGAUCUACCAAACUCUGGCAGGUACAGGUUAGAAGAGGAGAACCCCAUGUCUAUCUUCUGUUGUUGUAAACGGUAG